Molecule: messenger RNA, 1959 nt
Organism: Entelurus aequoreus (snake pipefish)
Lineage: Eukaryota; Metazoa; Chordata; Actinopteri; Syngnathiformes; Syngnathidae
Product: amine oxidase [flavin-containing]-like
Exons: 15
Coding region: 173-1816 (547 amino acids)
Molecular function (GO): oxidoreductase activity
Source: RefSeq, a predicted model, not a curated record
UUUGUGUGGGAGGAGUCUGGUGGAUGGAGGGGCGGGGCGGGGGUCUUGCCCCUUCCCCGCCCACACGUGCUUUAUAAUCCAGAUGCGCCCCUGCGUGCAGCCAUCGGCCCAAAAGCCAGCAGGCAGGACGACGUGGAGGAAGACGGAGAAAUAAGAGGAAGAAGAAGGCAGAAUGACGACGGCGGGCAACACCUUCGACGUGGUCGUGGUCGGCGCAGGGAUAUCAGGGUUGAGUGCAGCCAAGCUGUUAAGAGAGAUCGGACUCAACCCCGUGGUCUUGGAGGCUCGCGACAGAGUCGGUGGUCGAACCUUCACCGUAUCGAAUAAGGAGACCAAGUGGGUGGAUCUGGGCGGGGCUUACGUGGGCCCCACGCAGAACCGCAUCCUGCGAUUGGCCAAGCAGUACGGCGUGAAGACGUACAAAGUCAACGAGCAGGAGAAGCUGCUGCAUCAUGUCAACGGAAAGUCCUACCACUUCAAAGGGUCCUUCCCCCCCACAUGGAACCCCAUCGCCAUGUUGGACUUCAACAAUCUGUUCAGGACAAUAGACGAGAUGGGCAAGGAGAUCCCCAGAGAGGCCCCCUGGAAAGCCCCCCAUGCUGAGGAGUGGGACAAGAUGAGCAUGCUCCAGUUCUUUGAGAAAACCUGCUGGACCAAUGCCGCCCGCCGCUUCGGGACCUUGUUUGUCAACGUCAACGUGACCUCUGAACCCCACGAGGUGUCGGCCCUCUGGUUCCUGUGGUACGUGAAGCAGUGUGGAGGAACCAUGAGGAUCUUCUCCACCACCAAUGGAGGACAGGAGAGGAAGUUUGUGGGGGGCUCCAACCAGAUCAGCGAGUGCAUGGCCAGAGAACUGGGGGAGCGUGUCAAGCUGCAGUCCCCGGUCUACAGGAUCGACCAGAGCGGGGACAUGGUGGUGGUGGAGACCACAGACAAACAAACCUACAAGGCUAAGUACGUGAUCGUGGCCACGCCUCCCGCGCUCAACUUGAAGAUGCACUUCAACCCCGAGCUGCCCCCCCUGAGGAACCAGCUGAUCACCCGCGUCCCCAUGGGCUCGGUCAUCAAGUGCAUGGUGUACUACAAAGAAAACUUCUGGAGGAAAAAGGGUUUCUGUGGCACCAUGGUGAUCGAGGAGGAAGGGUCGCCCAUUGGACUGACGCUGGACGACACAAAGCCCGACGGGACCGUGCCUGCCAUCAUGGGAUUCAUCCUUGCUCGCAAAUGCAGGAAGCUGUGUGGCCUCACCAAAGAGGAGAGGUUCAAGAGGAUCUGCGAGAUCUACUCCAAAGUGCUGGGCACUGACGAGGCUCUGCAUGCGGUCCACUACGAGGAGAAGAACUGGUGUGAAGAGGAGUACUCGGGAGGAUGCUACACGGCCUACUUCCCCCCAGGGAUCCUCACGCAGUUUGGAAGGGUCCUGAGGGAGCCCGUGGGAAGGUUGCACUUUGCGGGGACCGAGACCGCCACUGAGUGGAGUGGCUACAUGGAGGGGGCGGUCCAGGCCGGAGAAAGGGCAGCAAGAGAGGUCUUGUGUGAAAUGGGUCGAAUCAGCCGCAGUCAGAUCUGGCAGACGGAACCCGAGUCCACGGAAGUGGUGGCGCUCCCAUUUGUGACCACCUUCUGGGACAGGAACUUGCCAUCAGUGGGCGGAGUCUUCAAGCUGAUGGGCGUCACCACCGUGCUGUGCGUGGUCGCCACGGCGGCCGGCGUGGGUCGCCUACAAGAAGGGGCUCCUCCCGCGCUGUUAAGGGCCCCGCCCGGGAGCCCCCGUCGGGUCCCAUGUGGCUCGACACGCACCGCCAGGAACACGUAGCAACACGGAACUUUUGAAAUGGUUUUAAAAAAAAACAAACACACAACACACCAUCUUUACUACUCUGUGCACUGCCAGCCAUGUUUACUUUCAUGAUCACCUGGGAUUUUUUUCUAGCUGCGUGUGUGUGUGCGUGUGUGCGU